Molecule: messenger RNA, 8585 nt
Organism: Cryptotermes secundus
Lineage: Eukaryota; Metazoa; Arthropoda; Insecta; Blattodea; Kalotermitidae
Gene: chas
Product: serine/arginine repetitive matrix protein 2
Exons: 8
Coding region: 282-4502 (1406 amino acids)
Source: RefSeq, a predicted model, not a curated record
UUCUGCGAGAGAGAGCAACACUUCCCGCGCAGCUCGCCUCAGUCUCCGGCCAGCAGACCAAGUUGGAUAUCGGUUGUCGCAUGUGUGAAUUGACCGAGUGCUGCAGCAGUCUGUGAGGUAGCCAAAAGAAGCGCUUACAUCAUUUCGAAGAAACUAUUACAGAACAAGUGCUCAAGUUUGUGACUGUGUGUUUCUGUAUCAGAUAUUGUCGGUUUUAAUCUGAAAUAUCGGGACUCUUUUAUCAUCAUUAGGUGUGAUAAAACCCCUGGAAUGUGUCAAGGAUGACGACAGAGGUCGCGGGGAACCCGUUGGCGGGCCACACGGUCCUUACAGCCCGCCAUUACGAAGCGGGUCCACCAGCCAACGCUUCACUCGACGUUGUUGACCCUGACAGCACCUACGCAACCACAAAAGAAGAAGAAUGGAUAACGAAGAAGAAGACGGAGUUGACGACGACGCGUCAAAUAGAGACGCGCGUCAAGCGGCAAGUGGUGCUGGAAGAUGGGAAGGUGGUGGGAGACUCUGGCCCUAUUGUCACCACCAACACAACGGAGGACACAGAGACUCAGGAGCACAAACAGACAGAGCACCGAAAGACGGACGAUGACCCUCCAGGACCGGAAUGGGUUGCGGUCCCGGGUCCCGCUGGGAUGGUGAAGGAAGUAAAGGAACGCAAAGUGAAGAGUCGGGAGGAGCGAGAAGAACGCCUCGAGACAGAGGACAUUCAGCAUUUGGGUGACCUCACCGAUGAGGCGUACCAGACAGCCGUCCAGAAUCAAUUGGACGUGCGGGAAGCACUUCGGUCUGCGAGUCCUCAACUUGACGAGACCAAGAAAGUCGUGAGCUCAACCCCUAAAGUGGUUCACCAGUCCAGCAAGAGUCGCAAGGUCGUUGACACUGAAGACACCGAGGAACUAAGUCAGGUACAAGGAGACGGACGCCUCGUGACUGAAACACGGCGGACCAGAGAACACGAGGAGGUCCGAGACAAAGAGGAGCCUGAUGAAACGGGCAGCCACAGCGAAGAAGAAGAAACCCGACGAGAGAGCUCUCAUCGUUUUGUUAAAAGUAAGGACCAGGACUUAGUCGAGUACAUAGCUGAUGGUGUCAAAAUCGGCGAAGAAAUGAGGUACGUCGCCGAAAACUUGGAGGGAGAGCGCCACGGGGAUCCUGCAGACAUGGCAGACCACCAGGAAUGGGACAGUUUAUCAACACGAAUUAGAAGAAUGCGGAGACAAGGCACGAAGCCUCACCACACGAAAGGAAUACCUUCUACGGGAGAUCCUCUGGGUGCCGCCCCACUUCCAAUCGACCGUAAAGAUGCUCUGACAAAGAAACCUUUGGAUUUCGACCAAGAGGAAGAAACAAGAAAAGUUGAGACUUCCAAAUGGCUGGAGCAUCAUUUUGGGAGUGAUUCGCGUUCUUCUAAAGAUUCCAUCGAUGACGAUGAACUUCCAUCAGCACCACCUGGCGGCAGGACCAGUUACAUCAAUGUGACGAUGACAUCACGUCCUAUCAACAGCAACAGGGCUGCAUCAACACGAUUGGCGACUCCAGUGUCUUCCGCGUCACCAACUACUUACACAGCCACGGUCAACACAUCUUCCAGGAUAUUCUUAUCGCCACCAGACACGGCUCCUGCAAACGCAUUUUUCCAAGGAGUAAACGAAUGGUCUGAGCGUCGGAACGACGUCAAAGAGAUUAGAAAAACUUUCACAUCUGUCACUCCCCAGCGUCCUGACCGCAUUCAGGUGCUCCCCUCAGGUCCUAAUCACACCUUUAACCAAAAGAACAAAGGGGAGGUCUCUUCACCACACAGUAGCAAUAAUCAUCUCGAUAGAAUGUCACCACAUCCAAUCACAAAUCACAUCUCUGACAGAUCAUCGCCGUUCCAAUCAACGGCACAACACAGUACAAACAGGACAGCAGCGCAUGAGAGUAGCAGUUUCUUAUCAACCGAACGUAAAGCUUCAUCGCACCAUAAGCUGAAUAAUGGAAGACGUUCGCCUCAUCAGCAGAAAACGCCAGAGAGGAUGUCUCCAUAUGAGAGUUACAACAAUAGCGUUCGGCCGGAAGGGAGAGGGGAGUCUCCUAAUGGGUUUUCGAGUAUGGAUAGGGCCCCAUCGCCCUACCUCCAAAAGACAUCUUCGCGAACCGAAUACGCGUACAAUGAUAUGACAACGACUGUCUCUCACGAAGAGGAUGACAGAGCUCAGUCUCCACAGCCACCAUAUAGGAGGCGCCAUGUCGUUUCCGAAGACGAGGAGCAUGCUAACCGGUUCGAGAGGGACAGCUCCUACCGCCGUCGCGAGCACAACAAAGGAACGGAGCCAUCCUCGGACUACUCUCCGCCCCAGAUGAAUGCUAACAGAGCCUCGCCGUCUCCUUCCCCAUCCCCUACUUUGGAUCAUCCUCCAGGGACACGAGACACCCCUCCUCCGAACAAGAAGUUGUAUCAGCGGACACGGUUCGCAGCCGACAUCCCGCCACCUCCUGCCCGCCAACGUGCGAAGUCGCCAGGACAAAGCGCCACGUCUAUCAUUGGCGAAUCUUUCCGAAAACUUGUCGACAAGUUCCGAUCUUCCAGUUCCGAGAGGAAGAACAAACGUCGCAAUAAGAGACAGUCUCGGUCACCUUCCCCGCAUCACCCUCACACUAGCUCCACCUAUCAGCAGUACCACGUCAUUGAUAGCAACAUUCCUUCCGUGGUGGGGCCCGGCAAGUCAUCGCGAGUGGGACGGCGCGGGGGCGAGUCCCCAAACGAGGCCGAGCGAGGCAGCGAGGCAGCCGAAGGCGGGGAAAGUCAACCAGUUGCUCCGCGAAGAUCUACCAGAGUUAGUCGAGGCGGGAGUGACACGAGAGAGUGCAGCACGCAGACCGGACGACAGGAGAAUAACGAAGAGUCCGUCGGCAUGGACUACCAUCGGAGAGGUACAUCUCCUGUGGUACAGAGGUUUUACCUGGGGGAGGAUCCUUUCGGGGGCAGUAUCUAUGGGCGCGAGAGGGAGUACGAUGGUGUCACGCCCGUCAAAUCUAACAGAAGACACCACAGACAGAAUGGACCUCGCAGGGGCAGUCAUCCGGGAGAAGAAGAAGAUAUGAACAGAACCAGAGUGAGCAGUAACACUUUGGGACGUCUGAGCAAAUCGACGAGUCGCCUGGCGAGUGGGAGCUCUUACAGCCCUAACGGAGAAUUGAGCUCGAAUCGGAAUGCUCAGACGUUGCCGCGGAAGCUUUACGACGAGCGGCUCAAGAAUCAAACAUACAUUCAACGGAACAGCACCUCAAGCGAUUCUCAUCGGUGGGAAUCCAGUCGCCUGAAUCGAAUCAACAAAUCGCAUCAACCUCACUCCAACAGCAUGAUCAACGUCUCUAUAAUCAACAACGUCACCCCUCCUACAUCUUCUAUAGGAAUUAAUAAGCCACUGACCAAUGGGGUAGGUAUCUCUACGUCCACAGGGCCCGCGAAACCUGCUCGCACCUACCGCUCAAAUCUCGCACGCAGUAAGAGUUUCAACGUACACGCCGGAGGAUCGGGCAACACUGAAUCAUCAUCAUCACUGCUUUUGGGGUCCAGAGGUCGAGAUGUGUCUAACGUCUAUAAGUCGAAUCCACACCUGCAUCGGUUAGAUGAGUCUCCGCCACCGCUAAAGAGCCCUGGGAUCUUGGCAAGCAUAAGUCGUAGCCAACGCGACCUUACGGAAUCCUCGAAUCUGGAUAAAGAUGAUAAUGCUUUUGGAAGGAAUAAAGAAUCUUACACGUUCUCUAAAAGUACAAGUAAUUUGGUUAGUAAUGGGUAUGUAAGUAAUAUCCCCUCGACUCAGGAAGCGAAAAAGAAACUCUUCUUGAAGGGUUUAAUGGACAGGGCACCAGAACUAUACAAAACUCUUCAUGGCGAUGAAGAUCCUGAUAUAAAACCACUGUCUGCAAGUCCUGCAGGGCGUCUAUAUAAGAGCACACCCUAUAAAAACGGAAAUUCAAACAACGUAUCUUCAAGUAGAAUCCUCGAUUACAGCAGUUCAUUCCGGUCUUCCGGUAAAAACGCCACUCCUGAAAAUGAUUCCAUGAGAACAGGCCGUAUUUUGUCAUCGCCAUACCGCUCGCCAAUGACGAAUGGCGUAGACCAUGUCACAUCUCCAAAACCAAGCUUCACUAGCACCCUAAACCACACCCCUUCUUUCAGAGAUACAAACAACGGCACAACAACCUCUAUAGUGAGAAGAGGGAGCAUCGGAAGUGAUGACUAUUCGGAAACAGUUCGCAUCACAUCGAAAUCUGAUGACCCCAUGAGACCUAGUGUGACCAACACUGUGCAGAGCUACUCAAAGAAGACCAUCCCGACGAAAAGAGGGCUGUCAACAGAGACCAUUGAAUCCAGUGAGACAAAAACCGUGACUAAGAGCAGGUUGCGGGGUGGAGAUUCAACCCAGAAAGCGAUCCCAUAUUCAAUGACCAAUGGUGGGGGAGGUGUGGUCAUAGAAGUAAGGGCACCUAGGAAAUGAGAUCAGUUGGCUGUUUCAUCGUACUAUUCCUAGACACUAAUUGGAAAAGCAACAUAUCUAACUCAUCAUUAUCUAGAAUGAUUUCCUUCUUUUUUUCUUUCUGAAUUCACCUGACCUGGUUAAUAGUAUGUAUAUCAGGUAAGCUAAUAUUAUACAAUUAACAGAACUGACUCACAUUUAUGCCUUUGAAGUCAGCUGGGAUUCAGUUAGUUCUCUGCAAGUAAGUUUCAUUUUUAUAACGCUUGUGACAUUUCAUAUGACCUUUGCGUGUCUAUUGACAGUAUCAACAGAAACAUUACAGAUCUUGGCUCUUAGUCAUGUUAUUUGCAGCCAGCAAUCUUAAAAAGGCAAUCAUUGAAUUAUCUUGCAAUUAUUGUGGAUCAAAUUGUUUGUUUUCAAUUUGAAAUGGUGCAAUAUCCAUUACUUGUACCCUGGACAUAACAUCAGACACCUGUCUAAGAAUUUGCCAUCAAAUUUCAAAAAUGUUUGUACAUAACAGUUUGUAUUAGUAUGUCAUAAAUAUAUGGCCAAAUACUCAUGACUCAAAUAUUUAUCAUGGGAAAAUCUCAUUUCAUAUUAACUUCUAAAACAAGGUCAUUUAUAUAUUAAAUUCCAUAAUUUUAUCAUCCAAAAAAAUUCUUCAGCAUUUGCAUAUUCAUUUACCACCUAGGAAUAGCGUUUUGUCGUUGCCAAUCCCAUAGAAUUAUAGGAAUAAUUUCACAGUUUGAUUCCUGACAAAGGAAGAUCACACUAACCUAGUUUUUUACUUGUUAGCUUUAGCAACAAGUGUGUGCCAAACACUGUUGAAACAUGUCAAAAUGUGAGAAAUAUGUACAUAUAUAUAAAAUAUGUCAGUAAAUGUAUAGUAUAUAGGAAAGAAUGAUGUAUCAUUAAGAAGCAGAGACUACGAUUACAAACUUCACUCUUACCACUGAAGUACUCUUCAAAUUAAUAUGUAACUGAAUGAAGGAUGAUGGUUGCAUAAUUAUUAUAUAAAUAAUUUUUUGUGUAUGAAUUAAUUAUAAAAAAACUGAUGCUGGUGUGAUGACUUGCAAAAUAAAGCAGUGAAACACAGAACUAUUUACCAUGUAGUGCCCCCUAGAUUUUAGGUGGUUUCCAACAUUUCACAAGGACCAACUGCCUCCUAUCCAGUGAGUGCUACAAGUUGCAUCCCCAGGGUAUAAAUGUCCAAGUGUGAAGGUGAUUUCUCAUCUUCAUUGAGGACCGAGGUUAAAUGUACACGGAGCUUUACUUCCACUCUCCCUAUUGUGUGACACAAGGACAUGGCUGAAGAUGGAUGUACUAUGUUACUGCAGAAUGCCAGAUACCUCCUCCAACGGUAUAAACCGUUACAUCCCAGUACACUUCACCGCAUAAGGUUCUCCAUGACAGCCUCAGAUAUUAUAGAACUAGUUUUUGUUGCUGUGAUUGGAAAUUAAAAUACUGAUUACAUUCAGUAUUACAGUACCAGAAAUUUGUGUGGAAACAUCAGACAUUCAGUAUGUUGUUCAGGUGAAUAAUUAUUUAAAAGAAUUUUAUGACAUGCUCCAGCAUUUCAAGAGACAGUGUAGGCUUUAAUUAUGCCCCACAAAAUUGAAGAUGACAGUUGAAUGCAGUUCCUCGCUUUGAAACCGUGAGAACAUUUUAAUGACAGAAUAGUUGAUUAGUCAUUUACUUAACAAUUCAUAAAUCAGUUACAUCUGGAUUGAAAGAAUGUGAUCAUGUCAGAAUUUUCCAGAAGAAAUGACAUAUUUUAUGCUUCACUUUUGGUAGUCAUAAUUAUUUUAUACAUUCAAAAUUAAGUAAGUGGAAUAUCUGCCUUGCUUUCAGGCUUCCAAUUUUGGAUUUUUUAGUGUUUAGUUUUUGUGUAUAUAAAGGAUCAAUAUAGAAUUCUUAAAAAUAGCCUAUAUAUCAUAUUUAAAUUAACCAAACAUAAUAACUAAUAUUUGCACAGAAAGGAAACCUAAUCAAGCUCGUAUAUCCUUUUUAAUCAUUACAUACUAUGAGAAGUCAUUAAUAAAUUUGAAACUAGGUUCAUCUGCUCUAAUGUACCAUCUUUGCUGCUUCAUAAAUGGUGACUGACACAGGAACAAACAUAAAAAGACUAUUACAAUAUUUCUCAAUAUGUUAUUGUUUUGUGUAAAAGAAGUUACAGGAAACUGUCUCUAUGAUAUUGGCUAACUGUCUUCAAUUACAUUUACUCAGAGAAAAUAUUAAGUUCUAAAUAAAAGUGGAUGUACGAAUAAAGUUACUUAUCACAAAUGUUGCUUAGAAUUAUAAAGAUCACAUCGGAUCAUUCUACGAAUGAGCUGCAUUUAAUAUUCAACUUCCUCUCUAAUUGUUUUGCAAAAAUGUAUAUUAGUAUGCAGUUGUACAAUACCUGCAUCUAAUUCAAAUAAUGCAAGUUCCAGCAAACAUAGGCCUUAUUGUAACCUCCCAUAAACACUACAGUGUUCUGUAUAUUGAGGCGUUAUAUAGGUCUCCUUCGCUGUUUUAACCCUGCCAUACUAUAUAAGAUAAUCAACUGUGUAGCACUUAACAGUAAGUCAUAUUAAAAAAAAAUCUCUGUGUGUUACCUCUCUUGCCUCUCACAGUAAUGAAAGGUAUGUUUGAAACUGUGCCUAGGUAUAAGUUCAGUGAAUAGUAUUAAGACCAUAGAAUGCAAAUAUUGACUACAUUGUCAAGUUUUAAUACACUCUCUUAUUAUCUUCCCCUACACUUUUCAACAUCCUAAAAACCAUCUACAAUUUAAUUACUUAUUCUGUGAAAAAAGCUGUUGAUUACAACCUUCUUUGUUAAUAAAAUUAUUUAUAACUUCUUCAUGAAGAAUUGUAACCAUUAAGAAACGAGCUAUUAAAUUUUGUUUCACGUUUAGAAUCACAUGUACAUUUUUCUGUCAUAGUCAUAAUUAUCAUUUAGUUAUGCUCUGAUGUCACCGCCCAUUCCAUGGACAGAAUUUCUAACAUUAAUUUUUGCAUAAGCUUUCUGAAAUUAAAGAAAAAAGAAAUUUAUACCUAUGAUUUAAAAAUAGUGCAACCUCAGUAUUCUGCACUAACUAGAGCACUGGUGUGUUCAAACUAUCAAGUCAUUCAGAUAACUGAACUUCAAAUAAAAUAUUCAAAUUGUUUAAUAAACUUAUUUUAUUCAGAAGAUAUAUAGGCAUAUAUUAUCCAUGAACAACCAAACAUUAGUAAAAUAUUAUACUAUGUAAAUGUCACCAAUCAUAUAACUUGGUUACAUUUUUUAUCACGUAGAGAGACAGGUUCAUUAGCACAUACUGUGUUUCACAAAAAUUCAUUUUUACUUAAAGGAAGUAAAAUAAUUAGAACAAAUUGUAAUUUUUGGAGGUGAUGUUUUUCUCUGUAAUUCAGUUUGCAUUAACAUGGGUUCAGAUUACCAAAGUUCCACUGUAGUUCACUGUAAUUUACUGGAUUACAUUCUGGCUGUUAAAUGUUUUCUUCAAUAUGCUAUGAAAUGUUCAGUUAGUUAAUUAGGAGAUUAUUCUUGUCAUUAGAAUGGUUUAUGACAGAUUCCUUUGGGUCUGGUAUGUAUGUUCCUGUAAUGUGUAUUAUCUCUAACUGUGUGUACAUUGUUUUGGUUAGUUACUAGGCUUGUAAAGAGAUUUUAAUAGCAGAAAUUUUAAUUGUGUACUGGAUAUUGGUUUCAUCUGAUAAUUAAAUGAUAAUUAUGUCCAUGAUAGAGAAACGGACAUGAAAUAUGACAUAAUUAGUUAUCACUUCAGGACCACAGUUCUUAAGGAAUAAGUUAGAUAAGUUUAUUAAAAAUAAGUAUAUAAUCAGUAGUGUUCGGUAUGAAUUAAACAGUGCCCCAGAGGAUGGCUUAUGAGGAAGUCAAACCAUUGAGGACAAGGUAAUAAAACAUUACAAUAAUAAAACUUGAUAAUGUACUUCUUCGUAGUUGCAUUUUAUGGCAUUAAUAUUAUUCACUGAAACGGAAUACAGUCACGAUAAACUUAAUUUUAAGAUAAGAUAUAAGUUCUUCUAAUAUUUUAGAUGGAGCUUAAAUAUAUUAUUUUCUUAUGACCUGUACUAAUGUAGUAUGUUAAAUAGGUUUAAACGUAAA